Molecule: messenger RNA, 1491 nt
Organism: Acanthamoeba castellanii str. Neff
Lineage: Eukaryota; Discosea; Longamoebia; Acanthamoebidae
Product: SAP domain containing protein
Exons: 4
Coding region: 1-1491 (496 amino acids)
Source: RefSeq, a predicted model, not a curated record
AUGGUGAUGAACCACGACAGCUGGCUAAUCACCGACCAAGAGGAAGAGGGGGCGACCACGCGCGGAAAGAACGGAGGAGGCAUGGGUGCCGCGUUCCUUCUCAACGCCUUCGGCGCCGACAUCAAGUUCGAGGACAAAUUCGACGUCGAGGAUGAGGAGAUUGCCACCGGCAACCAGGGCGACCUGGAGCGGUUCUUCAAGCACGGCAGCACCGGCCUCGACACCCUUCUCACCAACGCGGCUGUGGUGAAGGACGAGCAGGAGGAGUUGCCGGACGUCAACGCGUUCUCGUUUCGCUGGGACGACGACGAAGAGCUCAAGCUCAAUGGAGGCAGCGACACCGAGGAUCACCCGCCUUCGUUGCUCUUGGACUCGGAGGACCAGCUGCUGCUCAACUCGGGGCUCCUGUCCUUUGACGAUAUCACCCUCCACUCCACGUCCUCCUCGCUCAGCUCCAUGUCGCCGUCUUCGUCGCUCUCCACCUUUUCGACUGUCUCGCUGUCCUCGCCUUCGCCUUCGCCGACGUUGCCCGACGCCAAGGCCUCCUCCAACCCCUCGUCUCCAACCCCGUCGUCGUCGCCUCUCCCCUCAUCGCCGCCUUCUUCCAUCGCUCCUGCCCCCGCUCCCGCUUCCGCUCCAGCCACGCUCCAGCAGCAACCGACGGUGAGCUCCGUUCCCAGGGGUGGGGCCAUGCCGCCCUACGCCGGCAGCUUCCACCCGGGCGCCUCACCGAGCGCAACACUCUGCGCACCACCGCCUCCGUCCACCACCGCGUUGGCGGCGGUGCAGAGUGCUCCCAUGUCGACAUCCUCGUCUUCGUCCCGCGUCAGAAGGCCGCGCGUCAGCAGCAGCAAAGUGACGCCAGCAGCCAAGAAGGCCGCCUCCAGUUCCACGCCUCCGCGGCCGCGACGGAGGAGGGCGGCCAGCACGACCGUUGCGCGGGACAAGCAGGACCGUAUGGCGCAGGAGAUGGCCGGUGACGACUUGGCGAAGGCAAUCCUCUCGGGUCCCCUCACCCUCGAGAAGCUGGCGUCGCUCUCGACCCUCAAGGUUUCUGUCCUGCAAAAGCAGCUCAAGCUGGUGAACGCGUCGACCAAGGGCGCCAAGGCGCAGCUCAUCCAACGACUGGUCCGCUACAUGUACCUCUUCAGCCAGCAGCACCGCCACCAGGUCCACACGUCGUCGUGCUCGUCGGCGUGCGGGCUGCCGCACAACCAACCGACGACGAUCACGGCCACCACGGCCAGCCGAUGUAGCGGCCCCUUUGUCGAUCCCACCCUCAUCAACGCCGACAGCGUAAGAGCGAAGGCGGCCGUGGAGCGAGGCAGGAGCAUCAGCGUCGGCGACGGCUCGCCCAUUCCUCUCUCGUCGUCGGCGCCCUCGCUGUCCGUCGCCUCCUACCUCUCCACCCACCUCUUCCCGACGCCGCUGCAGAUCACCCUCACGGGACGAAUCGUGGAGGAGGAGGAAGAGGAGGAGUUCUCCGACUGA